This is a messenger RNA of Lutra lutra (Eurasian river otter), 5221 nucleotides long. RefSeq names its product cAMP regulated phosphoprotein 21 (gene ARPP21). Gene Ontology annotation, cellular component: cytoplasm. Gene Ontology annotation, molecular function: nucleic acid binding. Lineage: Eukaryota; Metazoa; Chordata; Mammalia; Carnivora; Mustelidae. The coding region runs from base 2128 to 4665 and encodes 845 amino acids. The record is from RefSeq and is a predicted model, not a curated record. The transcript is spliced from 21 exons.
UUCUCGUCUGUAUUUCUCCUUCAUGUUUGUAGAAAACUGUUGAUGUUAUACAUGUAUUGUGUUUUUAUGUUUCGUCAAAGGAGGGGUAGACUCCCCUCCCCCAGAUGAGGCAGACCAAGAAAGCUGGAAGAGAGCUGAGAAGGGCAGUUCUUUUCAUCAGAGAAGUCUACAGUGAUUUAUGCAGGUUUCAUGGUAGAAAGUUUGCGACCCUGUUAUUUCAUUUGAAAGAGAACUAUGCAAGAGGCAAAAAAAGUUGUCAUCAGUUUGUUGUUCUUGCAGGACUCAGGGUCUGGCUCCCAAGGGCUUUUGGGGGAAAAGAUGUUACCUUUUCUUUUUACAUGUUUGAAAUCUGUGUUUCAUUGCAAAUUCUAAACUUAAUGUCUUAUGUCUGGGGUUGUCGAUAUGGUGAUGAAAUUGAGUUGAAUUGAUCAUGUAUUUAGAAAGUUUCUUAGGAAGAGAAAUGGACUCAGUUAAUGUUUAUGGAUAGAAAUAGAGCGGAGUGGAUGUGGUUGCUGACAGCUGCUCAGACUUAGUAUUUGAUCACCUCCUUAAGAUCCAAGAUAAGGACAGAAUCCAAGCCUACAAGGAAAAGCAAAGGGGGCAUUGAAAGUUUCAAAGGGAUGGGAAGCUAGUGAGCACAAUGCAAGGCUGGUAGAAAUCAUUUCUUGAGAAUGUGUUUAGAGUGCAGAUAUCCACUUUGAUUUUUGAUUUUUAAAGGCUAUUGGUAUGACACUUCAGACUCUCCAAAAAAGAAUGACAUUUCCCAAAGUUGAAUGAAUCUGUACAAGAUUUCGUUCAAAGGCUGAAUAAUUCCAAAUGAUUCCCACCUCCUCCUCACUUACUUUGGAGAUGAAAAUCACUAUGAUUGUUUUAAGAAAACAGAAAUGGAGAUGACAGGAAAUCAUUUUUCUUUUGGUAAAAGUUAGCAAACCUUUGACUUACACUUUAAAAUAAAUGCACCUACUCCUUUGAUCCUCUGUAUUUGUGUCACCAUGGGACUUGUAUGUCUUAAUAAGAUUUUAGUUAAUAUCAUUUUCACAAAAGACAGCCAUUUGGAAGCCAAGAGCUCUAGCUAUGUUCUGUUCAAAUAGCCAAGUGAUCUACUGUUUUGGUGGUAAUUGCUUCUGCAGCCUUCCUAACGUGGAUCACAUGUGAAAAAUUAUAUAUGCGCUCAUUUCAGAUUUAUAUGGAUUUGUAUGGUAUGUAUUUGUGUUUGAUCUUGUAUUUCCUCUCUUAUCACAUGCCUUUACUUCUUUUGCUCGUUUCAACCAACAGAAUAUUUUUAAAUUUUCUGGAGAAUGAGUUUAGGAUAUUCUUGAAGGAAUACACUUCAUCAGAAAAGAUGCAGAAGGCGAACCUCUUACUGUCCUUGCUUCAAUACUCUUUGUUUGCUUUAAAUAAUUUGGAUUAUAGGCAGUUCUAAAGACAUUUAGAUGUUAUGCAUAUAUGGCUCCAUUUCUCUUGACAUGAUUUAUGUUAUUUGAUAAAUAAUAAUAUAAAUCAAUUGCUGUAGGUGAACGCCUACUUAACAGAACACUUGAUUGAAGUAAGGCAUAUUUAAAGAAACUUCUACAGCUUCAGAAAUUGACUUUGAGCUUCUCAGUGACUUAAUUCCACUACACACUGAUUUCUCUUUUACGGUAUUCAACUCAGACGGAGACAGGUUUGUGUGAGCGGUUAGAUUUGCAAAUUGCUGAUCUCCCAGUGACUUUCCCUCUUAGAUCCCAGCUGAGUAUGGUUACCUUGAGAACUGUGGCAUUAGCCCUGUUAGAGCAUGCUCCACUGGGGAGUUCUCUGCUGUCUAUUUUUAAUGCUAUUUAAUGAAGGAGCAAGCGCCUCACUCCGCAAUAAAAGAAGCAUGAUGGAAGACAGAGCAGUGCAUGGUUUUGGAUACUGGAGAAGGAUAUAUGAAAAGGUUGACGAUGUGUCAAACCGUGUAAGGGAAUCGCAUGGAGAUGGGCAUUCCGAACUGUUAAUGGGGACAUGGGACUCCAGUUGUCUCUGAUCACUUGUGUGGAUUUUCCUGGUGUAGAACGACAGAAGCCGCUAGUAAGUCGCCAAGACCUACGGCAGGAAUUCUGCACGAAAGGGCAUCACACCUUGUUAUUUUAAUUUGCGUCUGGGAGAAUGUCUGAGCCAGGAGACCUGAGUCAGGCAGUAGUGGAGGAGGGCGGGACGGAGCAAGAAUCGGCCACUCCAGAGAACGGGAUUGUGAAAUCGGAGAGUCUGGAUGAAGAGGAGAAGCUGGAACUGCAGAGGCGGCUGGCAGCUCAGAAUCAAGAAAGAAGAAAAUCCAAGUCAGGAGCAGGAAAAGGUAAACUGACUCGCAGUCUUGCUGUCUGUGAAGAAUCCGCCAGACCAGGAGGUGAAAGUCUUCAGGAUCAGGAAUCAAUUCAUUUACAGCUUUCCAGUUUUCCCAGCCUGCAAGAGGAUGAUAAAUCUAGGAAAGAUGACUCAGAAAGAGAAAAAGAAAAGGAUAAAAACAAAGAUAAAACCUCUGAAAAACCCAAGAUCAGAAUGUUAUCAAAAGAUUGCAGCCAAGAGUACACGGAUUCUACUGGCAUAGACUUGCAUGAGUUUCUGAUUAACACUUUAAAGAAUAAUUCCAGGGACAGGAUGAUACUCUUGAAAAUGGAGCAGGAAAUUAUUGAUUUCAUUGGUGACAACAAUAAUCAUUAUAAAAAGUUCCCUCAGAUGUCAUCCUAUCAGAGGAUGCUUGUCCAUCGGGUGGCGGCUUACUUUGGGCUGGAUCACAAUGUGGAUCAAACAGGGAAAUCUGUUAUCAUCAACAAGACCAGCAACACAAGAAUACCAGAGCAAAGGUUUUGUGAACAUUUAAAAGAUGAAAAAGGUGAAGAAUCCCAGAAGCGGUUUAUCUUGAAGCGAGAUAACUCUAGUAUUGAUAAAGAAGACAAUCAGCAAAACAGAAUGCAUCCAUUUAGAGAUGACAGACGAAGUAAAUCAAUUGAAGAGAGAGAAGAGGAAUAUCAGAGAGUGAGGGAGAGAAUAUUUGCACACGAUUCAGUUUGCUCCCAGGAAAGCCUUUUUGUGGAUAACAGUAGGCUCUUGGAAGACAGUAACAUAUGCAAUGAGACCUAUAAGAAAAGACAGCUCUUUCGGGGCAACAGGGAUGGCUCGGGGAGAACAUCCGGGAGUCGACAGAGCAGCUCAGAGAAUGAGCUCAAGUGGUCGGACCACCAGAGGGCCUGGAGCAGCACAGACUCAGAUAGCUCCAACCGCAAUCUCAAGCCCACCAUGACCAAGACGGCCAGUUUUGGGGGCAUCACGGUGCUGACCCGGGGUGACAGCACAUCCAGUACCAGGAGUACCGGGAAGCUGUCCAAAGCAGGUAGCUCCGAGUCUAACAGCAGCACAGGCUCCUCGGGGUCUCUGCCCCGCACCCACGCACCCCUGCAGAGUGCGCCCCUGGCUGCGGGCGUGGCCGCUGGCUCUCCCAGCUGUGUGCCCUAUCCUGAGAGUGGAGCAGGGGGCCAGCCAGCCCCCAGCACCAGCUACAUCCUCCUUCCCCUCGAAGCUGCGACAGGCAUCCCGCCCGGAAGCAUCCUUCUCAAUCCGCACACAGGCCAGCCCUUUGUGAAUCCCGACGGAACCCCUGCAAUAUACAACCCCCCCACCAGCCAGCAGCCCCUGCGAGGGGCGAUGAUGGCGCCGUCCCAGCAACCACCGCCACAACAGCCUUCUCCUCAGCCCCAGCAGCAGGUGCAGCCACCGCAGCCUCAUAUCGCAGGCCCUCUGGUCACUCAGUCGGUGCAGGGGCUGCAAGCUUCCUCCCAGUCCGUGCAAUACCCAGCGGUCUCUUUUCCUCCCCAGCAUCUCCUGCCUGUGUCUGCAACGCAGCAGUUCCCCAUGAGAGACGACGUGACGACACAGUUCACCCAGAUGAAUCUGAGCCGGCAGUCCUCAGGAGAGACUCCGGAGCCCCCACCUGGUCCCGUCUACCCGCCGUCCCUCAUGGCACAGCCAACCCAACAGCCGAGCUACGUCAUUGCCUCUACAGGCCAGCAGCUCCCUACAGGGGGGUUCUCAGGCUCUGGACCUCCCAUCUCCCAGCAAGUCCUCCAGCCCCCUCCCUCUCCACAGGGAUUUGUUCAACAGCCUCCACCUGCUCAGAUGUCCGUGUAUUACUAUCCAUCUGGUCAGUACCCUACCUCAACCACACAGCAGUACCGGCCCCUGGCCUCCGUUCAGUACAGUGCUCAGAGGGCUCAACAGAUGUCCCAGGCAGCACAGCAAGCAGGUUACCAGCCAGUCUUGUCUGGUCAACAGGGGUUCCAAGGCCUCAUAGGAGUGCAGCAGCCGCCCCAGAGUCAGAGCGUGAUGAGCAACCAGCCAGGAGCUCCGGUGCAAAGUGUGAUGGUCUCCUACCCAGCAAUGUCUUCUUAUCAGGUGCCAAUGACCCAGGGUUCUCAAGGACUGCCCCAGCAGUCAUACCAACAGCCAAUCAUGCUACCUAACCAGGCAGGUCAAGGGUCACUCCCAGCCACUGGAAUGCCUGUUUACUGUAAUGUCACACCGCCGACCCCUCAGAACAACCUUAGGCUGAUUGGUCCACACUGCCCCUCCAGCACUGUCCCCGUGAUGUCGGCUAGCUGCAGGACAAACUGUGCAACUAUGAGCAACACCGGGUGGCAGGUCAAAUUCUGAGUGCUCUGGCUGUGGUACAUUUCUUGUGAUCCUCCUCAUGGCCUUUAAGGGAAGAGGAGCAAGGUGGGAGACUGGCUGAGGACUUAAGUAUUCACUCAACACUCAAAUAAUUGCUGCUGGUAUUCUGUAAAAAAACAAAAACAAACAGACAAACAAACAAAAAAAACAAAGACUAAUACACACAUUAGCUGGUUAAUGGUGCAUAUUUCUGUCAUGUCUGCUAGGUAUGCCUUUAUAGCUUAGCUAGUGACAUGAAUUCAUCAAGGUAAGAUUUUCUCCUACCACUGAAUACCACUGUGUAGAUUAUAAUAUCCCUAAUUUGGAUUAUUAGUUUUGUACUUUGUGUUGAGUUUGUGAUGCUAAAAGUAUUUAAAAAUUAUAUACUGAAAUCACAUUGUACCAAAGCUGUAAUGGAAAAGAAAAGAAUUGAUGAAUGGAAGGAAUAAUUUAUAUACAUUAUAGAGUUUUCUUUUUUAAUGGAUAUAUACUGUAUUGUAGUGUUUAAUCAAAAUAAAACUAUUUGACCUUAUGGAGGAAGGUCAUGUUUUUACCACCA